Messenger RNA from Pristis pectinata (smalltooth sawfish), 6646 nucleotides. RefSeq names its product FYVE, RhoGEF and PH domain containing 6 (gene fgd6). The record is from RefSeq and is a predicted model, not a curated record. Gene Ontology annotation, cellular component: cytoplasm. The transcript has 21 exons. Gene Ontology annotation, molecular function: metal ion binding; guanyl-nucleotide exchange factor activity. The coding region runs from base 338 to 4579 and encodes 1413 amino acids. NCBI's taxonomy places the organism in Eukaryota, Metazoa, Chordata, Chondrichthyes, Rhinopristiformes, Pristidae.
GGGUGGGUGGGGUUGACGUCAGAAGGAAGGCUCGUGCCGGGGAAGGCUGGCGGUUGGGCUGCAGAGGGCGCAGCGCGAGCGGGAGGCGGGAGAGGGGGCUCGAGGCGAGCAACGGCGGCGGCGAGGGGUUCGGACCGGGAUCACCUUCAGCGCCGUGCGCCGAAUGUACUUGGUCUCCAAUUCCCGUCGCCGCGCAUCGCCUCCCGCUGCACGGUAACCGUGUCGCCCGGUUAGGGGGUGAGGGAGUCUUGUUGUACGAGGAGUAGGUGCGGAUGGCUGGGAAGCAGGCGGAGGACGUGGAGCGGUAGGCAGCGCCCGGGCACGGCAGCCCCGCAGCAUGAGCGCAGAAAUAAAGAAGCCACCAGUGGCCCCUAAACCUCGAUUUGUUUUGGUCAAGAAGCCACCGCCUCCUCCAGUUGCACCAAAACCAGAUAUCAUAAUUUUGGAUUCUUUAUCAGCACACAAGGCAUCAAAACCAGCAUUAGCACCAAAACCAGUAUUGCCAAAAACUACACCUGUGGCUGAAGUGAAACCAACACCACUUCAAAAUUAUAAAUGCUCAGAGGAAAUUAAAAGUGAAUUGUGUGAAAAUGUGAAGUAUCCUGUUUCUCAAGAUUGUGGUGAUGUAAUGCAAAAGAGAGAUUGUGAAUUGACUGGUCAGUACAUCAUAUCAAACUGCUUGUGUAAAACUGAAUGUGAGCAUAAAUAUAUAAAUGGUGAAAGUACCUGUAAAGCCCAAACAGUCAUUGAACAGUUGGACAAACUGAAAACUUCGGAGCCUAACAAAAAAUAUGACCAAACAAAAUAUUCUCCUAGGGCAAAGCACAGGUCAGAGACUCAGCACAGCGACACUGUCAUUAAGCACCAGAUAAUUAACAAAACUGGUUUCCUAGAACAGAAAUUUAAAGAUGUUUUAACUCAGGUUGUAACGCCAAAUAAUUACCUUCCAAGACAGAAGGAUGCACAUGGUGAUGGAGAUGUCAGAUUGCUCAGUAGCAACAUUGGGCAAAGUGAAGUCUUCAGUGCUGAUCAAAAUAUAAGAAAUUCCAAAAGAACAAGAGAAGCCUUUACAGAUAAUGACAAUGAGAUUAAAAGUGCUGAUUAUCGUGCAGUGAUGAAAAAUGGAAAAAAUUGCCAUUCCUUGGGUACUGACCACAAGGAGAGGGCGCCUAAGAGCCAGGCGAAAGUUCCUUUUACAGUUGUUGAAACGGAUAAAUUGAUCUUUCAGAAUUCUAACUCCUUAAUUACUGCUUCAGCAUCCAGCUCAACACCUUGCUCCAAACCAGUUCCUAUGCCAAAGCCAAAAACAGCACGUUUGGUUGGUCUCAUGAGGCAAAGGUGUAUAGAUGACAGUGCGGAAAAUGCUGUGGGUCCCAAAGUGACAUGUACUGAUUCUUUUGCCAAAACUCCAAAUGGAGCUACUUCAGAUUUCAAGAAAUCAUUUGUUCCUUUGGAUGCUUGCAUUGACUCCAGGUAUAACAAUUCAAAUCAGACUGCUGACGCGUCUUUUCAUGGGAAUAUUGCCGAGUCUAGUCAGGCAAAAGAAUCUUCUGGUCAAAGUAGUUUCUCCUCCGUAGAGCCAGGUCUGGGCUCUAUCUCUAAAGUCAGGAUAUCUUCAGACUUGCAAAAUAAAAGUAAAAUAGAACAAAUAAAGAAAGACUUGGAAAAUGGCAACAGAACAUUACCAGCAGACACAAAGAGUAGUUUUAUUCGAAGUACUUCACUUUCUAUGAGUUUGCCGAAGUAUCUCAGUUUAUCAUAUGCUCAGACAAAGCCUGAGUCAAACAAUGAGACUGAUUCAGACUUUAAAAAUGUAACUACCAGUGAAGAAAUUACUAAAAUGAAUAUUUCUCCAAAGCCUGUUCCAAAAAAACCACAGCGUCACAGCCUACCUACAGGUGUUGCGAUUAGAAGAGAUGUACCAGCAGGUAGUCCUAAAGAUGCAAGUAGAACAGUAGAGAAUGAUUCAGAAGAGGGACUUGACAGAUUAUUAAGCAGAGAUGCUGAUUUGCCCAGUAAUGAGCAUGAAGCAAUUUGUCCAAAUGAGAAACCUGUAUGGAAACUUGCACAUCCUAUUUUGCCUUUCCCACAGAAUCCUACCACUGUGGCAGUAUCAAGUACUUCACAAAAUAAUGAAGCAUUUACUGCAAAGCCAAGAGCUAAAUCUUUGUCAUCUGCAGAUGCUGAAAAACCAGAGAAGUCUACAAAAGUGUCUUCAAAGAAAAAUUCAUUUAAGAGGAUCCUUGGUAUAAAACUAUCUGCUAAAAUGAAGAAUGACUUUCACAAAUUUUUGACCAAAGGCAGCUAUUCACUAGACAGUAUGUCAUCUGUACAUAAUUCUGAAAAAAGCAAUCAAGAUGACCAUCAGUGCAUUCCAGGGUCGCGGAUGGAUGAUCGAAAGAAAAAACCCACAAAAGCACAUUCUGCAGAUUCUUGUCUCCCAACAGCAAAGAAAGGCCACAAACCUAAAAAUCUCUCUGAACUGCCAAAUAAUUUUACUGCUCAACAAGAGUCUUGUAUUGAGCUGCAAAAAGAUUGCCCAGGGAAUUCUAAAGCACAAUUUGGUAAACCACUGUUUCACUCUUCUAAAUAUGAAAAUGUAAGCGCAAAUUUUGAUUGGAAAAGUUCAUCCAGUGUUGAAGACUCUGAUGCACUCAUUUAUGAGAUAGAACCUUAUGCAGUUUCAAACUGCUACCAAAAGUACAGAGCAGGUCCAGAGAACCAAUGUAUCAGCCCAGUACAGGAUCAGGACAACCUUUCAUCAGAAAUGGACAUCAACUCAGAGGAGGAAGAAAUUAUAUUUAGUUCCGAUGAAGAAGAUAACAGUUCAGAUGCAAGCAAAGGAGAACUGGAUCAGCAAGAUGAAAAACAGAAUGACAAAGGGAAGAAAACCAAGGUCUAUCACAUUGCCAGGGAAAUCAUGAGCUCAGAAAAAGUGUUUGUGGAUGUUUUGAAGCUUUUGCAUAUUGAUUUCCGGGAUUCAGUGAUCCAAGCUUCACGACAGUAUGGAAAACAAGUGAUUGAUGACAAGACCCUGAACCAGAUCCUGUACUACCUGCCACAGCUGUAUGAGCUGAACCGGGGCCUGCUGCGAGAACUAGAAGAGAGAAUGGCUCACUGGGAUAAGUAUCAGAGGAUAGCUGAUAUCUUCAUGGAGAAAGGACCGUAUCUAAAAAUGUAUUCAACUUAUAUCAAGGAGUUUGACAAGAACAUCUGUUUGUUGGAUGAACAGUGCAAGAAGAACCCCACCUUUGCUGCUGUAGUCAGAGAAUUUGAGAUGAGCUCUCGCUGUGCAAACCUGGCUCUCAAACACUACCUGUUAAAACCUGUCCAAAGAAUUCCACAGUAUAAGCUGCUUCUGACAGAUUAUGUAAAGAACCUGUCCAAGGAUUGUGCUGAUUACAAAGAUACUCAAGCUGCUCUUGCCAUUGUUGUGGAAGUAGCAAACCAUGCCAAUGACAUAAUGAAACAAGGGGAUAAUUUCCAGAAGUUGAUGCAGAUUCAGUAUAGCCUCAAUGGGCAACAGGAGAUCGUUCAGCCUGGAAGGGUUUUUUUGAAGGAAGGAACUCUGAUGAAGCUAUCCAGAAAGGUUAUGCAACCCCGAAUGUUUUUUUUGCUGAAUGACGUAUUAUUAUACACUACACCAGUACAAUCGGGGAUGUAUAAGCUCAACAACAUGCUGUCACUUGCAGGUAUGAAGGUUAGCAAACCAUCUCAAGAGGCCUACCAGAAUGAACUGAACAUAGAAAGUGUGGAACGAUCAUUCAUUCUGUCAGCAAGUUCAGCAGCAGAAAGGGAUGAAUGGUUAAAAGCCAUUUCGAAGGCCAUUGAGGAAUAUACAAAAAAAAGGAUAACAUUCACUGCAAGUAAAAGCCUUGAGGAAGAGCCAGAUAAACCAGAGGUUAAUACACCUUUGGGCACUAAGGCACCUAUAUGGAUUCCUGAUCCUCGUGCUACCAUGUGUAUGGUCUGCACAUGUGACUUUACACUUACUUGGAGGCGGCAUCAUUGUAGAGCAUGUGGAAAGAUUGUUUGUCAAGCUUGUUCAUCAAAUAAAUUUAAUCUGGACUACCUUAAAAACCGACCAGCCAGAGUUUGUGAUUACUGUUUCUCAGAACUGCAAAAGAGAGAAGUGCAAUCAUCUGUUACAAAGAUGGCAUCUCCAACUCACAAAUCCUCGAGUACCCUCACCUCAGUUUUUCACAGCAUUCAGCAUUCUUCAGGGCGGAAACACAAGAAAAUUCCAGCAGCACUAAAAGAAGUAUCAGCAAAUACUGGAGCCUCAUCUAUGAGUGGCUAUCUGUAUCGGUCAAAAGGCAUUAAGAAACCAUGGAAACGGCUCUGGUUUGUCAUUCAGGAGAAGGUGUUAUAUACUUAUGCUGCCAGUGAGGAUGUGGCCGCUUUGGAGAGCCAACCGUUACUUGGAUUCACAGUUUCAGAAGUGCAAGAUGACCUUUCAGAACUCAAAGUGAUCUUUCAGUUGUUUCAUAAAAGAACACUGUUCUAUGUGUUUAAAGCAGAUGAUCCUCACACUGCCCGAAGAUGGGUAGAGGUUUUCCAGGAAGCUACUGUGCUAUAACAACAAAAUGGGCACCCACUUGGUGGAAAGACUUCAAGAAAUAACUUAGUGAAAACUACACUAAACUUGGGUGUUGAAGUGUGGUGUUGAUGUUUCAAAGAAAACUGAAUAGAAUACUCAAACUCACACCUUUUAGUAAAGAUUCAUCUCAGAUUGCAGAAUGAAUUGCAAAGGUUCUGCUUCAACCCCAAAACCCUCACUCUGUGCUUUUUGGUGCUCUCUGAAAACUAGCACACAUGAAGAAAAUUUGGCUGUUGCAAUUUUCUACUCGGAGUCUCCAAAACACAGAUUAGUCAAUGUUUCAUUGGUCUGGUUACAUAUUUUGUAGGUAGAUCACCAACAAUUUUGUGACUUAAGUCAUGAUCUGUUUCUAUGCUACAAUUCCAAAGUGUGUCAGUAACCUUGAAAUAUAAGGAUUUAUUAUUGUGAUUUAUAGAUGUAGCUAAUGGAACUAUCAUUUGCUAUCCCUGAUGAUUUCAUGAGAUAAAUCAGUACAUGGUGUGGUACUGGAGACUGUAGAUCAAAGGAUCAAGUUUGUGAAAUUUAGUUGAUUUCAUUUGGGUUGACCCCCAAGUGCUUCUUUCUAAGAUCUGCUCAGAUCCCUGUUCCUGAACACUGCCCAUGCAACUCAAAUAGAAAGCACAGAUGCAUGGAUGCUAAAUAAAGACAUUGGACUUAAUUAUGGUGCCCUGCAGUUGAAAACAGACUGAAUCCGUACAGCAACAGAAAACAAACAAGAGAAUUUGGUAGUUUAUUGACAAACCGCCAGUGUCAAUGGCACCACAACUGGGGUGAUUCGAAGGGCAGAGGAGAAACAAAAACGUUACCUGCUUCUCGGCAUCUAGAACUAGUUUGGAGGCCUGUGACUGCUGGGAAAGUGAACACUUCUGAUGUAUGAAUUUGUGUAAUAUGUUAUAAAAAGUGAGAAGUGGGGUAACUUUGGACAAGUACAUGAUUGUAUAGCACUGAAAUCAAUACAUGGUAAUUCUUGUGAUUUACCAGGUUUAUCAAAAUGUGCAUUUUAAGUCCAUUGAAAAGCUUGUUAAAUGCCACCCCAAUUUUCCUGUAUAUUUUAACUUUAUUCUAUUUUGCCUUAUUUAAUAUGUGGUGUAUGUAAAAUAUUUAAGGUAAAAUAGUCUGGCAAGGAUUUAUACAUGCAGGCAUGAGUUAGAUUUAUGUAUUUAUUUAACUAUUGUAAUGAGAAUUUAUGAUUCUUUGUGGAGCAACAACACAUCAUAGAAUUCAAAGUGCCAAUUUUUGUAAAAUACUCCUGUUAAUUUUUUAAGUACUAACUUUUUAUAAAUGUCGGGAAAGAUGAAUACAAAUCAACAUUUUGGCUUAAGUAAGGGGUGGUAAAACCAAGAACAUUUUGGAUGAAGGAAUUGACGGUUCAAAUAUUUUCCACUUUUUUAGCUCCUUAUCUUACCCAAGUGCUAAAGCUGUACUUCCUGGUGACAGACCAGCAGUACUUCCAAGUCAUAAGAUUGAUAUUGCUUCAUUCUGGAUUUACAAGUUUCUACCAUUUCAGAGGGUUUGCUAGUUUGGUAGCACUUUUGCCCUUGAGGCACACGUGUACCUACUCCAGUCCCACUCCGAAAACAGCUGACAAACAGCUGCAUGGCUAAAAGAGUCCUUCUUUGAGGGAGAUCCCAUCUUUUGGUUGAGGCAUUAAACUGAAGCUCCUUCAUGAGGAAAUAAUCUUUUCAAGAAGGGUUGACCAAUGCUGCUCCCUAAAACACACUUUAAAAAGAGUAACCAACUGUUCAUCUCAUUUGCUGGGAUCUUUUGUGAAUGAAAUGUCACAUUUGCCUACAACUUUGGUAUCAGUAGUUAAGGAUAUAAUUUAGCACAAUACAAAUACAGGUUUAAAAAAAUAUUUCUAGGGUAUUUGCCUUAAUUACAUUGCCUAAACAUCCAUUCCAUGUUUUGAUCACUGUGUGAAGAAAAAUCAAUUAUAAAUUUGUCUUGUAAUAGUUUGAGCCUAUGUCCAAUAAAAUCAGAAUUUAGAUGUAAUCUAUCUUUUAUACACUUGGCUUCUGAUUAUACCUCUGUGAUGUGCCUUGGACA